AUGCCCAAGCGAAAGCAGGGUACUUACAUACGACACUUCGAUGAGGAUGAAUCGGCUUGCCAAAAUGAGCACCAGAACGAUUUGAACGAAUUACAUUACCAGGCACUGGAGCGAAAAACAGUUUGGAUGUUAGAUCUGACGAUCCUUCCGAUAAUGACAAUGUUUUCGCUGUUGAACUUCUUGGACCGGGUCAGCAUUGGCAAUUUGCGCGUGAUCGGCUUCCAAGAGGAUUUAGAUGUUUCGGACAUACAGAUCGCCAUCGCCUUGACGGCUGGCAUGAUGCUAUCAAAAAAGCUGAUCGACACUUCUAUGCUUCCUGUCUGUCUAGGCCAUAGAGCUCCCGUCAAACCUCGUGUUCAUGAGGGCUUGUCGCUCAUGAUCUGCAUUUUCUGGAACACGUAG
Molecule: messenger RNA, 402 nt
Organism: Melampsora larici-populina 98AG31
Lineage: Eukaryota; Fungi; Basidiomycota; Pucciniomycetes; Pucciniales; Melampsoraceae
Exons: 6
Coding region: 1-402 (133 amino acids)
Source: RefSeq, a predicted model, not a curated record